Messenger RNA from Styela clava, 1941 nucleotides. Lineage: Eukaryota; Metazoa; Chordata; Ascidiacea; Stolidobranchia; Styelidae. The record is from RefSeq and is a predicted model, not a curated record.
AUGAUAACUACUGUGGAGCAUCCAGAACCUCCGAUGGAAAAUGGUAUAACACUGACUGCAGAGUCGGGUUGCGAUUUGACUUGGAUCCUCUAUAACAGUAAUUUAGCUUUAACAAUAAUUAGCGAUCCGAUGAAAUCAGUUCCUGAUGCUAAAUCAUCUUGCACUGCAAUUGGAAAAAGCUUGGUUUCUAUUACAACUAAUGAAUUAGAUUCAUUGUUGACGACAAAGCUAUCUCAAAAUGGAACCAUUAAUUACUGGACAAGUGGAAGUGAUUCAGAGACAGAAGGCAGUUGGAAAUGGGGAGAUGGAACAGCUUUUAGUAAAAAUGAUUCAAAUUGGAUGAGGUGGCCACUUUGGGGAAACGAGCCAAAUGGGACAACUAGCGAAAACUGUUUGAUGAAAUAUGCCGAGGCCAAUUAUAAAUGGGUCGAUACGAUUUGUACAACAAAAUCUGGUUAUAUCUGUCAGAAGAAUGUGUCAUCUGGUAGCUGUGGUAGCGAUGUGUGCCUAAACAAGGGAAGCUGCACGAUUAAGAAACCACGGUAUACAUGCACAUGCAAUGCAGGGUAUUUUGGAACAAAAUGCGAAAAAGAUUUUAUAACAAUCUCUACAACACCUACAAAAAGGGAUGUGAAGAGAGGAGAAAGCAUCGAUGUUCAACUCCACAUUGCAUCAUAUAAUGAAAACGUUGAUGUGAAUGUUAGAAAUCAGAAUAACGUGAAAAUCAAAUUCGUUACGACCAGCGAUAUCAAUAGCAGCAAUCCUUCAACAACAUUGACAAUCAACAUUGGUCCCAUAGAAGUUUCGUCGGCCACUAUUUCGUACAAGUUUGAAGCUGGUCCUCAGAGCAACAAUUCGUCUUACUCAAGAAUAGUUACUUUGAUGUUGGUAGUUAAUGAUGCCUGCGAUUCAUCACCUUGUAAAAAUGGGGCCAACUGUCAAUAUACGACUGCAGAGCCAUAUUACAUUUGCACUUGUCGACCAGAAUACAAUGGAACGACGUGUGAAGAACCAACGUAUAACCUUUAUAAAAAUUGCAAAUAUCACGUCAACUAUUACAAAAAGAAAACAUUUGGUGACGCAAAUACAACUUGCAAUAGUCUUGGAGGAUCAGUCGCAAUGAUGAAAACAGACGCAAUACAAGAUUUUGUUGAAAGUCAAAUAAUAGAUCAAUAUGGUGAAGGAGGCACAAUUGAAUUUUGGAUCGGAGCUUACAAACCAAAUACCGAUUGGCUAUGGGUUGACGAUACGCCCAUUACCAAUAGCAAGUGGGCGUGGUCUUCGGUGAGCCAAGGAAAUGGAUAUUUGUUUAUGAGUUCUUAUGGGACAACGAGGGAUAAUAUGAAGUGGAUUAAUAAUGACGGGUCAAGAACUCAGGGAUAUGUUUGCGAGAUUCCGAGUAUGCAAAAUUUUCGAAACUACAAAUUUGAAGUAUUUAACGAAGGUAAAUCAUAUGAUGCUGCCAAGGCUGUAUGUGAAGGAAGAAAUACAUGGCUUGUUGAGAUCAAAGAUGAAGAAACUCAGGAUGCAGUGAGACAGUUAACAACGGCCACCAAUUAUCCGCAAACUGUUCGAAGCAUUAAUGAUAACCACUGUGGAGCAUCUAAAACUUCAGAUAAAAAAUGGUAUAACAGUGACUGCAAAGUCGGGUUGCGGUAUGUAUGUCAAUCGGAUCUGACUUGGAUCUUCUAUAACAGUAAUUUGGCUUUAACAAUAAUUAGCGAUCCGAUGAAAUCAUUUGCUGAUGCGAGAUCAGCUUGCACUGCAAUUGGAAAAAGCUUGGUUUCUAUUACAACCAAUGCAUUAGAUUCACUGUUGACGACCAAACUAUCUCAGAAUGGAACCAUUAAUUACUGGACAAGUGGAAGUGAUUCAGAGACAGAAGGCAUUUGGAAAUGGGGAGAUGGAACAACUUUCAGUAAAACUGAUGCAAAUUGGUGA